UGGCUGCGGCCGCGAGAGGCAGGAGGAGAUGGGACGGACGGGGGAGAGCGGCUGAGGCUGCGGUGAGGAGGGUUCAAGGUCAUCCCUGCAAAACCCCUCUGAAAAGCAACACGGGAGGUUGCUCCUCGCCGCUGCUCACGGCCGUCACCUGACGAGCUCCGAGGCUGGACGCGGCCGGGCCAUGGCGCAGCUGGAGCUGCUGUGGGCGGCCGCCGCGCUGAUGCUGCUCGGGGCCGCCAUCAGCCUCUGCGUCAAGUGCCAGCUCUCCGCUUCCAAGCGAGAGAAGCAGCCGAGUGAGCGGAGGAGCCCGCUCGAAAGCCAGCAGCGGUUUGAGGUGAUUCGAUCCCAUUCCACUGCAACCCGAAGGCUGGAUCAAAUUAAGGAAACUGCAAACUUAUCAAUAGCAAGGAAAACCACCGAGGAGCUCGGUGCCUCCCGCCGCGCUGGAUACGGGAGCGGGACCGAGCCCAGGUACCAGAAUUUCCUGACAGAGGACUGCCUGCGAGGGGACGCUGCCUACGUGGAGCCCAUAUCUCUGGAUUACCACAACUGUGUCAGGUUCUUCACACCACCCAACGAGAAAGAGGAGGAUUCCCAUUCCUAUCAAAACGUCAUCAUUGGAUUGUCUCACGGCUCUGAUCCGGAUGACGCUGUAGACUACGAGAACAGCCCGGCGAUACACACAUGGAAACUCUAUCAAGCAGAAGCUCUGCAGAUGGAAAGCCCGGACGAUGAGCCAGACUAUGUCAACACGGCCCCUGCCCCGCUGUCAAAGCAAAGUAUUCUGCAUAAAGUGUGAAGAAGUGCCAUGCCGAGCUGUAAGAGCGCACCCAGCGAGCAGGCACGCAGGGAGAGGGGGCACUUCGAUCCCCCCGUGAGAUCUCUUCUCCAAAUGGUGCCUAAGACCACGUAGAAGGGGUGCUGCUGAAAGGAAGAAACGCUCUGCUUGAAGUCCCACCAAAGUCCAACUGCAAACCCGGCACUGGAGAAAGCGCUCUGCCCGGCAGCGACCAGGGGCAAGCCGAAAGCUCGUUACCCCAUCUCACUUCCCUCCACAUCUGCUGGAGGGAGGGUGGCCGGUCUGUGCAAUGUUUUCUCCUGUCAAGCACGAAAUGAAUCUUUAAAUUGCUGAGCAGUAAUGCAGCCAGCUACUUCAUUUGUCAGGGUGACUCGUGCAUGAUGGUAUUAAGACAUGGGGAUUAUGUUCUGUAUCUCAUGCUCUUCGACAGAAGCAGUUUCCUACAAGAGAGGAACUGGGAAGGCAGAGGUUGCUUUUACAGCAGCAGCGGUUCUCUGGAACUAAAUGAGAUACCAACCUGUUCACAAACGCUGAAGACUAAAGAGGAUUAAAUCCGCACCUUAUCCACAGCUUGUAAUUCACAAUAUCUGUCUAUCGCGGUUUUCCUUGGGUUUCGGUAUCCAUUUUGUAACGAUACAAAGACCCCGCAGCAACUGAGAAGGUCCGAGCCAGAGCCGCCAGCCUCCUUGGAAACUGCUCCAGUCUUUCAGCAUUGCCGCAGGGAACACCAGCCCUGAAACGUAACCCUUGUCUCUUGAGCCCUGAUGCACGGAUCUGGCACCGUUGUACCACUUAUUUAUUAAAGUUGAAA
Molecule: messenger RNA, 1610 nt
Organism: Chroicocephalus ridibundus (black-headed gull)
Lineage: Eukaryota; Metazoa; Chordata; Aves; Charadriiformes; Laridae
Gene: LAT2
Product: linker for activation of T cells family member 2
Exons: 14
Coding region: 182-799 (205 amino acids)
Biological process (GO): B cell activation; B cell receptor signaling pathway; calcium-mediated signaling
Cellular component (GO): plasma membrane
Source: RefSeq, a predicted model, not a curated record